This is a messenger RNA of Knipowitschia caucasica, 228 nucleotides long. NCBI's taxonomy places the organism in Eukaryota, Metazoa, Chordata, Actinopteri, Gobiiformes, Gobiidae. The record is from the annotation of a GenBank genome assembly.
AUGCCGCCUCUCCCAAGAGCGCCAAACCCAGUCAACCUAUCCUCACUGCAGAGGUGUCCAGGCCGCCUCUCCAAGAGUGCCCACACCUCUCCACACAACCCUCCUCCUCCAGACCGGUCCCCACCGAGAAUGCCAAAGAAAGGAGGGGGGCGCUGGGAACUGGAGAGCGUAGCCCCGACUCAGCACUCUGCGUAUCCACAGUGUUUCCAGGAUGGGAGGAGGGAGUAA